Molecule: messenger RNA, 4198 nt
Organism: Branchiostoma floridae (Florida lancelet)
Lineage: Eukaryota; Metazoa; Chordata; Leptocardii; Amphioxiformes; Branchiostomatidae
Exons: 10
Coding region: 4-2652 (882 amino acids)
Biological process (GO): positive regulation of DNA-templated transcription; signal transduction
Cellular component (GO): chromatin; nucleoplasm
Molecular function (GO): ubiquitin-protein transferase activity; protein binding; zinc ion binding
Source: RefSeq, a predicted model, not a curated record
GUCAUGGCGGAGGCCAUACACAGCCAGAUUUCGGGCGACUUUCUGGAGUGUACAAUCUGUCUGGAGCCAUUUAAGGAACCCAAGAUCCUGCCGUGUCUUCACACCUUCUGUAAGGGCUGUCUGGAGAAGUUUGUAGGGAAACAAGGUGAAGGGAAGUUUCCAUGUCCAACAUGUCGGACCGAAACUGUACUUCCGGCGGGCGGUGUCGCCGGGCUCAAAAACAACUUCUUCGUCCUGAGCUUGAGGGACACCGUUCAAACUCACAAGAGUCUUGUUAGCAAGGAGGAUGCCAAAGUGUCUUGUGGUGUCUGUGAAGAACAUGUGGCUAACCACUACUGUGUUGUGUGUGCAGAGUUUUUGUGUAAAAACUGCACUCGAGUCCAUCGUCUCCUCAAAACCACACGUAAUCAUGAAGUCACUGGUGUGGCAGAGCGUAAGGAGCUGCUGAUCACCAAAACGUCAUCAUCACUGCCGACGUGCCCAAAACACAAAUACGAGAAGCUCAAGUUCUACUGUGAGACGUGCCAGCACCCCAUCUGCCGAGACUGCACGGUACUGCAGCACAAAGACCACAAGUACGUCUUGCUGACAGACGUUGUAAGGGACGUCAGGGCAAAGAUCAAAUACAAACUCGCAACUGCCGGGCCGAAAAUUGAGGAAUACCGGGAUGUCGCAGGGGUCAUAAAUGAGAAGCAGGUAGAACUGAACACCAGGAGUAAGAAAGCUGCAGACGACAUCGAUGCAGCUGCGAAGGAAGAGAUCAAGUAUUACAGUGGCCUGGUCAGACGCAAGCAGACUGAACUGAAAGAAAAGUUAGCGGCCGUCACAGCAGCCCGUUCCAAGCAGCUCUCUGCUACAGCAGACAGUGUUGAGAGUACCUUAGGCUGUCUGUCCAGCACAGUGGACUUCUCUCAGAAAGUCGUGGAGCAUGGCAGUGACUUUGACGUCAUGAACGUGUACUCUGACGUCACGGCCCGGCUCGAGUCUCUGCUGAAAGGUCCAACCCCGGACAUUCCUGACGACAUCAGUUACGUCAGGUUUGAUUACAGGACAGACCGAAAAGACCGGGAAAUCAUCUUUGGUGACAUUGUCGCUGACGAACAGACAACUGAGUUGUUGGAGCGGACCACCAUGAUGUUUACUGAAAACGCCCUGCAAAAGUUCAGACAGAGCAAACCAAACCAGAGGGAGACAGAGCUAGCUACAUCAGCAGAAAGCAAUCUGCUGACAAAGCUAAGCUGCAAACUUGGUUCUGACUGGCGGCGGCUGGGAGCUGCGCUGCGGAUCCCACAACCACGACUGGACAGCAUACAGGCACGGUACAGCAACGCCAUCCAGCGGACCUGUAAGGUAAUGACGGUCUGGAUGGGCGGAGGGGACCACGGACUUCCGCACGACCUCAAGCAGCUGGAGACAGUCUUGACAGACAUGGACAGGGCUGAUCUCUUAGACAUUGUGAAAACUGCCUACAAGGACUUCAUAAAGGAGAUGCCGGAGGUGGAGGUGGAACCUGAGGCUUCUGUGGAUGACCAGGGGGUUACGACAUGGUCUGUACAACUGCCUGGCCGAGGGAAGUACGUGUGCAAACAAACCGACCUGGGGGUCGUUACCCCCUGUCCUGUCCAGCUGACCUACAGGACAGUGAACCCGUCUGACUACUGGCCGGAGAACGAGGACUGGGAGCUGAUUGGUCCGCUCAUCCACAUCCAAUGUAACCAUGACGACGGCGUACCCGUGGAGCUCCUCCUACCGCACAUCCUGGACCUGACACAGGAGGAUGGCAGCGCUCUUACUACGGAUGAUGUCAAGGCUGCCCAAGUUGUGGCGGGGAACAUAACACUUCAUCCUGCAGACAUCACGCCCACCCACGUCAUCACCAGGCAUAUGAAGGGAAGUCUGUGGGCCUCUGUACUGCAGAAACUCCGAGCUCUCUCCGCCAACAGGAGGGGACUCCUCACUCUCUUCAAAGCGUCUAUGACUCAGGACGCUGUGGAUGUAAAGGCUCACAUCGUCUCAAACACUAUGGAUAUUGUCAAGGCAUUGCAGGAAUACAUGUCCCAGCUUGAUCCAAAGUUCUACUGGUGGGACUCCAUCACCUGCCAGGGACUCCGGCCUCACCAGAUCUACUGUCUACAGGCGACAGUGGAGGGCGGAACCCUGGAUCUUGCUGACCCAGGGCCCCCUGGCGGACUGGAGUAUGAAGACACCCUCGACUGCAACAGGAUCUACCCAUCAUUCCACAUGACUGUCCAGAGACAUCCGGACAGUGAGCGACUGCAGCUGAAUCUUCAGCUGUAUCCGCAGGGGGAGGACACCAACGUCGUCUGUAGCUGCAAAAGGCGUUUAUACGGAGGAGCUGCAGCUGGACAGAUCACUAGUGAAGCAGAUGUCCAACUACACUUCCACUUCAUCAAAGAAAAGGUAAGCGUAUAUUGGAAAGACUUGGCCUUCUUCCUGGGCUUCAGAAGACCCGACAUCGAUGCGAUUCAGUACAAACCAACCAACCGCGACGCCAAGGACUGCUGCAUGGACAUGUUGGAGGCGUGGCGGAGGCGGAGAGGCGACGCCGCGACCAUACAGAAGCUUCUGCGGGCUCUGACUGAGGCGGGACUACAGGACAUCGUGGACCAGCUCAACGCCAUGAAGAUAUAGUAGACUUAACGUCUCAUCCUAGGGCUAUAGAGAAACUAAUGACUCAUUUUUACCUGAUUGAAGUGAGGAAAUUGCUGUUGUCUUUCCCAAUGACGUGUAGGGUUUGUCAAGAACUUAAUUCAUGCGCUCCAGACGUUAUUGUUAUCAUGGUUUGGUAUUAUCAUUUUAAGUAUGUUAUUUCAUACAAUAUAACUAUUGCCUUUAUUAAAAAUUACUAAUAUAUUUUGAUUUAUACAAUUUUAGUCUUGACCCACCAUGAUAUUGGGUUUACCUUACCGAUGUUUUGUUUUAAACAAAGGAGCGAACAAACACCUAUAAAAUAUACCUGGUAAUAGAUAAAUAUGUGAAAUAAAAACUGAAUGUAACUUAACAAUAAAAGGCACAUUUAUAUUACACAGACAAAUUUAAUCAUCUUUAUAUCUAUCAACUAAUCUAACUAUAUCACUACAUAGAUGAUCUAUUGACAUCUAUAGGCAGGUGUAGAAGUCAACAAGCAAUACUUUCGGUCACUCAACUCAAGAAGACGUUUGAAACUACAUUUUAUCACUGCAGUUGAGUCUAGAACACGUGGUGAACAUUUCGCGUAGAAUAAUUUCUUUUAUUACAAAAAAAAGUGACCUGUAGGUAGGUUAAGGGACCUGAGGAUAUCACAAUUCUUAUCGUGAAUUACUUUAAGAUUUGAAAUAAGGAAAUUAUAUAUCAGAGUUGACAAUAACUGUCUUUGUGUAUCAGGUUUGGCCAACAUCUUUACAUAACACUAAAGUAAAUGUCUCAAAUGCUGAUUCAUAGCUUUAGCUACCUUUUUAUACUUGUUGUGAUCGACUGAUCCGCAGCCGACUGAUGGUGAUGAUGAUGAAGUUUGUACGAUUGUUAUCAAAUUGAAUGCGAAGUUCUCCAGUUCAAACUGGUUCAUGAGAACAAUUGCAAAUAGUUUCACCAAGUGUUUUUCAAGGGCUGUUAUAUGUUUUGUUCGUUUCGUUCUUUUCGAAUUAAAUGGGUCUUUCUGCUUAAGUUUAUGUCCUCGUCAUUCAUCCCAUUUUAUUUCACUGAGUUCUUAAUGAUCUACAUUUGUAUAGUCUUAUUUUGAUUAAGUGUAAAAGGCUGAACCCUUCACAUCUGGUAGUCGUUGUUAUCUAUUGACUGGCAAGAAAACAGACCUGUCCUUGGUGCUAAUUUGGCGUUUUUCUGUAAAAUGACGUUACCUUCAAGCAGGAUUUGCAUCUUAUAUCAUAAUAAUUUCCUAUCAAGUUUAUCAAACAUACUGACAAAUAGUCUUUAAAGAUUCUGAAGACUAUUCUAAGUUAACUGUUGUCGUAUAGACUGACAUUCAAAGACAGAUGUCUUCCUUAGUAUGGUAAAAACAAUGGUCCUAAGUAAUGGGCAUGUUUGUUUUCUUUAUUUGCUUUACUAUUACUGAAUCAUUUAUAUCAUAUAAUUACAAUAAGAACAACCCAAUAAAAAGUUCGUAUACGAGAUGUAUUGCAUAUUAGUAAUUGAUAUGUUAUUGCUACGAAUUCAUCUGCCAUGGUAAUGCUUGCGUGUGGAA